UUUGUCACAAAUGCAGAGCUCGUCUGUCAUCAGAGCACUCACACAGGAGAGAAACUGUCCUCAUGUUCUGAAUGUGGAAAAGGUUUUGGGCAACAUUCAAAUCUUCUUAGACAUCAGAGAACUCACACAGGAGAGAAACCGUUCUCAUGUUCUGAAUGUGGAAAAUGUUUUGGGUGGCAAUCUCAACUUGUCCGUCAUCAGAGAACACACACAGGAGAGAAACCAUUCUCGUGUUCUGAAUGUGGAAAAUGUUUUGUCAAUAAAGCAGAUCUUGUUAUUCAUCAGAGAACUCACACAGGAGAGAAACCGUUCACAUGUUCUGAAUGUGGAAAAUGUUUUGGGCGACAAUCACAUCUUGUCCGUCAUCAGAGAACACACACAGGAGAGAAACCGUUCUCAUGUUCUGAAUGUGGAAAUUGUUUUGGGCAAUAUUCACAUCUUGUCAGUCAUCAGAGAACACACACAGGAGAGAAACCGUUCACAUGUUCUGAAUGUGGAAAAUGUUUUGGGCGACAAUCACGACUUGUCAUUCAUCAGAGAACUCACACAGGAGAGAAACCGUUCACAUGUUCUGAAUGUGGAAAAUGUUUUGUCACAAAGGCAGAGCUCGUCUGUCAUCAGAGAACUCAAACAGGAGAGAAAUCGUUCUCAUGUUCUGAAUGUGGAAAAUGUUUUGGGCGACAAUCACAUCUUGUCCGUCAUCAGAGAACUCACACAGGAGAGAAACCGUUCUCAUGUUCUGAAUGUGGAAAAUGUUUUGGGCGACAAUCACAGCUUGUCCGUCAUCAGAGAACACACACAGGAGAGAAACCGUUCUCAUGUUCUGAAUGUGGAAAAUGUUUUGGGCGACAAUCACAUCUUGUCAGUCAUCAGAGAACACACACAGGAGAGAAACCGUUCUCAUGUUCUGAAUGUGGAAAAUGUUUUGGGCGACAAUCACAUCUUGUCUGUCAUCAGAGAACACACACAGGAGAGAAACCGUUCUCAUGUUCUGAAUGUGGAAAAUGUUUUAGUAGAAAUGCAGAGCUUGUCCGUCAUCAGAGAACACACGCAGGAGAGAAACCGUUCUCAUGUUCUGAAUGUGGAAAAUGUUUUAGUAGAAAUGCAGAGCUUGUCCGUCAUCAGAGAACUCACACAGGAGAGAAACCGUUUUCGUGUUCUGAAUGUAAAAAAUGUUUUAGUACAAAUGCAGAGCUUGUCCGUCAUCAGAGAACUCACACAGGAGAGAAACCGUUCUCAUGUUCUGAAUGUACAUUUUUUUUUCGCACAAAUGCAAAGCUCGUCAGUCAUCAGAGAACUCACACAGGAGAGAAGCCUUCCUUAUGUAGUAAAUGUGGGAAAUGUUUUGCCAGUAAAUCAGAGCUUGUCAGUCAUCAAAGAACUCACACAGGUGAGGUGAUUUUAGCUUGUUGGGACUCCCGCGUGGAUAAGUCUGAUCGCAAAGCGGUGGUUGCCGAAACCUGGUGUGCAGACUUUGCGAUGGCUGGACCUGACAAGGCUAUGAAGAAAUCUAUUAAUAACAGAACCAAGUCUAACUCUAAAAAAUCAAGUAUUUUGUCAGAUUCCUGUAUGUUCUCAAAGGAGAUGGUAAACAUAAACCCCAAACCUUUAUCGUCUUCUGAAUGUGAGAAAUCUUUUGUCACAAAUGCAGAGCUCGUCUGUCAUCAGAGAACUCACACAGGAGAGAAACCGUUCACAUGUUCUGAAUGUGGAAAAGGUUUUGGGCAACAUACACAUCUUCUUAGACAUCAGAGAACUCACACAGGAGAGAAACCGUUCUCAUGUUCUGAAUAUAAAAAAUGUUUUAAUACAAAUGCAGAGCUCGUCUGUCAUCAGAGAACUCACACAGGAGAGAAACCGUUCUCAUGUUCUGAAUGUGGAAAAUGCUUUGGGCGACAAUCACAUCUUGUCAGUCAUCAGAGAACACACACAGGAGAGAAACCGUUCUCAUGUUCUGAAUGUGGUAAAUGUUUUAGUACAAAUGCAGAGCUUGUCCGUCAUCAGAGAACUCACACAGGAGAGAAACCGUUCUCAUGUUCUGAAUGUGGAAAAUGUUUUGUCACAAAUGCAGAGCUCGUCUGUCAUCAGAGAACUCACACAGGAGAGAAACCAUUCUCGUGUUCUGAAUGUGGAAAAUGUUUUGUCAAUAAAGCAGAUCUUGUCCGUCAUCAGAGAACUCACACAGGAGAGAAACCAUUCUCAUGUUCCGUAUGUGGAAAUUGUUUUGGGCAGCAUUCAAAUCUUGUCCGUCAUCAGAGAACUCACACAGGAGAGAAACCGUUCUCAUGUUCUGUAUGUAAAAAAUGUUUUCGUACAAAUGCAGAGCUUGUCCGUCAUCAGAGAACUCACACAGGAGAGAAGCCUUUCUUAUGUAGUAAAUGUGGGAAAUGUUUUGCCAGUAAAUCAGAGCUUGUCAGUCAUCAAACAACUCACACAGGUGAGGUGAUUUUAUAAUGCAUCUAUGGAUUAACAUAAGAAUAAAAUAUCUUG
Molecule: messenger RNA, 2490 nt
Organism: Pelobates fuscus (common spadefoot toad)
Lineage: Eukaryota; Metazoa; Chordata; Amphibia; Anura; Pelobatidae
Product: zinc finger protein 850-like
Exons: 3
Biological process (GO): regulation of transcription by RNA polymerase II
Molecular function (GO): RNA polymerase II cis-regulatory region sequence-specific DNA binding; DNA-binding transcription factor activity
Source: RefSeq, a predicted model, not a curated record